Penicillium pulvis is the source of this 3186-nucleotide messenger RNA. RefSeq names its product Tetratricopeptide-like helical. Bases 1 to 3186 code for a protein of 1061 amino acids. The record is from RefSeq and is a predicted model, not a curated record. Gene Ontology annotation, molecular function: ADP binding; protein binding; catalytic activity. Lineage: Eukaryota; Fungi; Ascomycota; Eurotiomycetes; Eurotiales; Aspergillaceae. The transcript has a single exon. Gene Ontology annotation, biological process: nucleoside metabolic process.
AUGGUGGUCUCACAUGGCGACUAUACAGUCGCGUGGAUCUGCGCCUUGCCACUGGAAAUGACAGCGGCCAAAACAAUGCUGGACGAGCUCCACAGUCCACUUUCCCAGCCCAAAUCCGACCACAACGCCUACACAUUUGGUAGUAUCGGUGGACACAAUAUAGUGGUAGCCUGCCUACCGUCAGGCGUUUACGGAACCACCUCUGCAGCAAUCGUGCUUGCUCACAUGCUUCCGACAUUUCCGUCUCUUCGAUUUGGGUUGAUGGUGGGCAUCGGAGGCGGUGUACCGAGCAAAGAUGCAGAUAUCCGCCUAGGCGAUGUGGUUAUCAGCAUGCCAACUGCGACCUCUGGGGGCGUGGUCCAGUAUGACUAUGGGAAGACACUUCGGGAUGGAUGUUUCCAACGCACUGGGUCGCUCAACAAGCCACCGCAAUAUUUGCUAACUGCAAUGUCUCAAAUGCGCAGUAAUACCACGGGUGAAAGCACUGUGGUUGAAGAUAUCGCAUCAGACAUACUUCAGAAAAACGAAAACCUUCAAAAACAAUUAUCACGCCCAGAAAAAGAUUGGCUGUUUCAAGCGAAUUAUGACCAUCAAGGCGAGAAUGCCGACUGCACGAAAUGUGAGCCUGAUCAACGAGUUGCACGCACCACACGAGAUUCUAAAGAGCCCGCGAUUCAUUACGGUCUGAUUGCGUCUGGGAACCAAGUCAUGAAAAGUGCUACAACACGAGAUACUAUUGCCCGAGACCUGAAUAUCCUCUGUUUUGAAAUGGAAGCAGCCGGACUGAUGGAUCAGUUGCCAUGUUUGGUCAUCAGAGGAAUAUGCGACUAUUGCGACUCGCAUAAGCACAAACAAUGGCAGGGAUACGCCGCCCUUACAGCCGCUGCUUAUACUAGAGCUCUUCUAAGAGUAGCCCCCCAAUACAGCAAUAGGCAGAGCAGUAAAGCAAAAGAUGCGCGCCACUGGAUGGUACCUUUCGCUCGAAAUCGUCGAUUUGUUAGCCGUCAACAGGAGAUCGAAUACCUUGAACGUUCACUUUCGAACACAGCAGGCCCAGCUAAGGUUACCAUCUAUGGACUAGGAGGGAUUGGGAAAACACAAAUCGCCCUAGAGCUGGCUUACCGCACGCGAGAAAAGGUUCCUGAAUGCUCUAUCUUUUGGAUUCAAUGUACCAGCUACGAGACUGUGCAACAGGCCUACGUAAAGAUUGCCGAGGCCCUAGGCAUUCCGGAAAUAGAGCCAGCGAAGAUAGAAGAACAAGUCCGAGCUCAUCUGAGUCAAGACAGCGCCGGAAAGUGGCUUCUGAUUUUUGACAACGCAGACAAUAUGGAAAUGUGGACCAAGGGGAGCGUGACUGCGCCACCACUCAAAAAUGUUCUCCCUCGCAGUGAGAAUGGUCAUAUUCUCUUUACUUCUCGAAAUAUGAAGCUAGCUGUGAGAUUGUCAUCGCCCGAUGUUUUAUCUAUUCCCGAUGUCGAUGAAACCACUGCCAUGAAGAUUCUGGAAAAUUCACUCAUCCAAAAGGGUCUGCUGCAUGACAAAUUUACGACUACUGCUCUCCUUGAGCAGCUUGGAUUUCUACCGCUCGCAAUAAACCAAGCUGCAGCCUAUAUAAAUGAAAGAGAGAUCGUGCUAUCUGAUUAUUUGUCACUGUUGAAAGACCGAGAGACAGACGCGGCCAAGCUAUUGAGUGAGGAAUUUGAAGAUGACGGACGAUACGCCGAGACCCAGAACCCUGUGCUUACUACUUGGUUGAUCUCUUUCCAGCAGAUUCAGGAAUUAGAUUCAUUGGCGGCGGACUAUCUGUCAUUCAUAGCCUGCAUUAACCCACGAGAUAUCCCGCCGUCUAUUCUUCCACCCAUAACUUCGGCAAAAGAGAGGACUGAUGCACUGGGUCUUUUGAACGCGUAUUCCUUCAUUGGUAAACACGCCGGUGGAAGUUCAUUCAGCCUUCAUCGGCUUGUGCAUCUCGCCACGCGGAAUUGGAUGAGGAGGAAUGGGGUUUUUGAUUACUGGGUACGCAGGGCAACUCAACAACUAGAUGAUAUCUUCCCUAGUGAUGACCACAACAACCAGAGGCUAUGGAGGGAUUACCUACCACAUGCACUCUAUCUGAUGAAUAGUGAAGAGUUUCAUACUAUCCAGUAUGAAUACGUUGGAUUGUCAUCGAGAGUAGGAUUGUCCCUGCAGAGUGAUGGAAGAUAUGACGAGGCCAAAACUAUACUCGCUGAUUGCCUGAAAGUCCGUGAAGGGGAUCUAGGGCCACAACAUCCCAACACUCUGUCCAGUGUUAGCCGUUUUGGGUCCGUGCUUGAACAGAAAGGCCAGUAUGAAGAGGCCGAAGUCAUGCACCGCCGAGCUCUAGAAGGCAGAGAAAAAGCUCUAGGACCAGAGCAUCCUCAAACUCUCACUUGUGUUAACAAUCUUGGGUCCGUUUUUGCACAUCAAGGCCAAUAUGAAGAGGCUGAACUUAUGCACCGGCGAGCCUUAAAAGGCUAUGAGAAAGCUCUAGGACCAGAGCAUCCCUACACUCUCACUAGUGUUAGCCAUCUCGCUUUUGUGCUUGAGCGACAGGGCCAGCACGAAGAGUCUAAAAUUAUGCACCAGCGAGCUCUAGACGUGUUUGAGAAAACUCUAGGACUAAAGCAUCCCCUUACUCUCACUAGUGUUACCAAUCUUGGUUUAGUGCUUGCACAUCAGGGCCAGUACGAUGAGGCCGAACCUAUGCACCGGCGAGCUCUAGAAGGUAGAGAAGAAGCUCUAGGACCAGAGCAUCCCCACACUCUCGCUAGUGUUACUAGUCUUGGGUCCGUGCUUGCACACAAGGGCCAGUACGAUGAGGCAGAACAUUUGCAUAGGCGAGCUCUAGAAGGUAGAGAGAAAACUCUAGGACUAGAGCAUCUUGAAACUCUUACUAGUGUUAGCAAUGUUGCUUUUGUGCUCGAAGGACAGGGCAAGUACGAAGAGGCCGAAGCCAUGCACCGCCGAGCUCUAGAAGGCAGAGAGAGAGCUUUAGGACCAGAGCAUCCUGCUACUCUCGCUAGCAAAGAACGCAUUACCUCUAUUCCUGACCAACGAAAAUCAAGGGAUCCUGGACGAAUGUUCCUUGAAGAUCACCCUCUUUUCAGAUCCCUCCUCAGUACUUCCCCUCUGCCCUCACGUUAUGACUUGGACGAGGUUGAUUGA